AUGGAUCCAGCGCAAUUAUUAAUCUCUCAAAAUCGUUCAUUUGCAUCAUUAGAAUACGUUCUUCAGGGUAGUAUUCAAGAUGAAUCUGUAUAUUUGCUUAAAGCACGUCUACAAGGAUUAUGUGAUAAUAUAACUGGUGAAGUUGAACAAUUUGAUGAUCAUGAAAUAGUUUAUACUCUUCGUAUACCUGCUGCAUCAAAUGUAUCAUUACGUGUUCGUUAUGCAUUAGAUGAUUUACCCAAUCCAAUAUAUCAUUUACGUUAUGUGGCUUCUGCUGACUUAGAUAAAAAUCAAAAUGUUAGUGUACGACAAUUUCAUGAUUGUUGUGUAACAAAAAAUAUUCAAUUAUUUUUACAAGAACUUGGCUUUGUUCAUGAUCAUGAAUUUUAUGCUAAAGGUGAUAUAUUUCGAAAAGGAAGAAUGAAAAUAACAGUAGCAAAAAUUUCGACGGCAGCUGAACGAAAUCGUGGUGAUAUGAAUCCAAUGGCAACACGUCGACCAUAUACAAACUCAUGUUUCGUUGAAAUGUCGUUAAUUGGAUCGAUGCAUGAUGACAAAGUCGGAGAUGAAAUGAAAUCAUUUGCUGAACAACUUAAACCAUUAAUUUCUCUUGAAAAAAUUGAUCAAAAACGAUAA
Adineta steineri is the source of this 636-nucleotide messenger RNA. Lineage: Eukaryota; Metazoa; Rotifera; Eurotatoria; Adinetida; Adinetidae. The record is from the annotation of a GenBank genome assembly.